AUGGAGGGCAUCAGCGGCUGGGGUCUUCCCCCAGGGGUGGAAGGGGCGUCUGCCCAGGGCGGCUUCGUCAGCGGCGGUGGCGGCAGCGGCGGCGGCGGUGGCGAGGCUGGCACACCCGCCGGGAUGCAGGAUCUGCCUGACGAGCUCCUGGGCGCUGUGCUGGCGCUGGUGGGACGCGAGGAGGGGCGGGCGCUCCCAGCCGUCUCCCGCCGCUUCUGCCGCGUGUUUUGGAGCACGGCGCCGCUGUGGCGGCAGCUGCGCAUUGCCAUCGAUCACACCGUGGCUGGGCUGACUGAUGCGGAGCUGGCCUGCUGGUUUGAGGGCAGGCAGCGCCUGUUGCAGCGCGUGGCGGGCAUGGCGCAGCGGGUGGAGAUAGCCGGCGAGCCGGAGCCGGAUGUACACCGCAGCGGUGAUGGGCUGCCGGGAGAAGGGCAGUGGGCACGCGUCGGCUGGCGCGCAGCGGCGCUGCUGGCCGGCCUAGACCGCCCGGGCGCUGCGGUGGAGAGCGUGACAGUCAGGGUGUGGGGGCUGCGGCUGUCGUGGGCGGAGGCGGCCGCGCUGUGCCGCCUGCCCCGGCUGCAGCGGCUGUGGCUGGGCCCGUCGGACGAGUUUGACGAAGAGCUCUUUGAGGGGCGCUGCCAGCUGCCAGCCACCGCGGCGAGCGCGCUGGGCCAGCUGUCCGCCAUGCUGCAAGUGCUGUGCCUCAUCGUGGACUGCCUGCCCAGUACCGCGGUGCCGGCCAUCUGCCGCCUGGCUGGCCUGACGCAGCUGACGCUCGACAGCUCCGCCCCGCUGCCGAGCCUUCAGCGCCUGGAGGAUCUGCGGCAGCUGCAGAUGCUGCGCCUGCAGGAGCUGUACAGCAACCCCGAGGGCUUGCGCCCGCCAGAUCCAGGCCUGAUGCCCGCCCUGGUCACGCUUCAGAUGGUCGCCAGGCGCAUCCAGGUGCCCGAGCGAUCCGGCGGCGGCAUCGUGCGGGGCUGCAUCGAUCCCAAGGAGGACAGCGUCUGCGCCCUUGAGAUGUUCCAGUGCAUGUGCUGCGACAACCGCACCCUGCAGCUGCGCGGCGUGUGCAUGCAGCACAGCGCGUGCCUGCUGGCCAUUAUGGACGCGUGCGGGGUGGGGCAGGGCCAGCUGGAGCACCUGCAGCUGCAGCGGUGCCACGUGGCGGCGGAGGGGCUGAAGCCGCCGCCCGGCGUCUCGGCGGAGCGGCAGCAGCAGGCGCUGAGCCACCUCACCAUUCUGGAGGUGUCCGGCUGCUUCCCUGUGGAGGCGGAGGGCGGCAUGGAAGACUUCCUGCACCACCUGCUGCCCCAGCUGCCCGGCAUGCGCUCCCUCGCCUUUGAGAGAUGCGAGCUGGAUGGCAGCCCAGAGCUGGCCGAGGCGCUCGGCAGCAGCCCGCCCCUGCUCAGCCUGUCGCUCACCAGCUGCGGCCUGGACAGCCUCCCCGCCGGCCCAUACCUGGAAGGCCUGGAGGAGCUGCGCCUGGGUGCCAACCGGCUGGCGGAAGUGCCGCCGUGCCUGACAGCAUGCGCCACCAGCCUCACCAUCCUCGACCUGGGAGGCAAUGCUGAGCUGGCGGUGACGGAGGGGGCUGUGGAGGGCAUCCUGCUGCAGCUGCCUCGCCUGCACCAUCUGGGCCUCAACUGGUCUUCUCUGUCCAAUGACGAGGACGGCAGCGAGGCUUAG
This is a messenger RNA of Chlorella variabilis, 1686 nucleotides long. RefSeq lists its product as hypothetical. Gene Ontology annotation, molecular function: protein binding. Bases 1 to 1686 code for a protein of 561 amino acids. NCBI's taxonomy places the organism in Eukaryota, Viridiplantae, Chlorophyta, Trebouxiophyceae, Chlorellales, Chlorellaceae. The transcript has 6 exons. The record is from RefSeq and is a predicted model, not a curated record.